Molecule: messenger RNA, 731 nt
Organism: Scomber japonicus (chub mackerel)
Lineage: Eukaryota; Metazoa; Chordata; Actinopteri; Scombriformes; Scombridae
Exons: 4
Coding region: 50-547 (165 amino acids)
Biological process (GO): regulation of lipid catabolic process; inflammatory response
Molecular function (GO): signaling receptor binding
Source: RefSeq, a predicted model, not a curated record
GUGCAUCACAGUCCCGUCACCACACAGUGACACACACACAGGGAGGAAGAUGGCUGCUGUCCCACUGUUGCUGCUGCUCAGCUUUGGAGCCUUGUUUUUUUCGGCUAAUGCACAAGAUGCCUACGAGAAACUACCUGAAGACUACAAAAAAGGAGUGGACCUGGCCUUGGAGAAGCUCAACGCUCUUUCUGGGAUCCAGAGCCAUUUUCUCUUCUUCAGAAGUCUUGCACAGUCAAGCAUUGAGCCUGGAUUCGAUGUGAGCUACAUCUACCACCACUUCUAUCUUAAAGCCACCAAAUGUGCAAAGGGAACAGUCGACUCUUCGGCGUGUCAGUUCAGGCACGACAGACCGCUGAUCGACUGUGCAAUCUGUUACAAAACAUUUGAAGGGAACAUCGAAGCUGAACCUGUACCGUACAUUCACUGUGUCCACAAACCGGCCCUUACGGAGGAGAUGAAGGACACCAGAGUAAACCACUGCGAAAAAAUGGGUUACAGCAAUGGAGCCCCAACUCUUCUAGCAUCGAAAGGAACAGAUGAAGUGUGAAGUAACGUAGCCUGUAAAUAACUUUGAACAACUAUACUGUCAUUAAUGAGUAGCCCACCUCUUAACUACUCUUUAUGUGUGUGUUGGUAAUGGUCUUUUUUUUUUAAAUCACAUUUUACGUCUGUACAUAAAGUGUUGCCUUACACAAAAUUAAUAAUAAAGUUUAAUUUUGUGAACUAUUAAA